This is a messenger RNA of Trichoderma breve, 3003 nucleotides long. RefSeq names its product AMP-binding enzyme domain-containing protein. NCBI's taxonomy places the organism in Eukaryota, Fungi, Ascomycota, Sordariomycetes, Hypocreales, Hypocreaceae. The record is from RefSeq and is a predicted model, not a curated record. The transcript has 7 exons. The coding region runs from base 1 to 3003 and encodes 1000 amino acids.
AUGCAGUAUGGCCCCAGGCUGCCGUGCCCUUUCCCAACCGUCACAUCAUCCUUCUACCAUCAUGUCAGGUCUUUCCCUGACAAUGUGGCCCUCCAUGACUUGUCUGGUGCAACCACCAGGCAAAUUACAUACCGCCAGCUCGGUGCUCGGGCUCAGGCCUUGGCCGCUGAACUCCGCAGCCUGGGUGUACGCCCUCACCAGAGGGUCCCUCUCGUUGUGAAAAGGAGCGCCGAGAUGGUGGUGGGCAUUUGGGCCAUCCUCUCCUGUGGCGCCCAGUAUGUUCCUCUUGAUGGGGGCGUUGUUCCGGACUCGACUAUACGGCAUGUUUUUGAGCAGUCUGGCGGCAACAUCGUUUGCUGCCUAUCAUCGACUGUUCAUCGCAUCCGUGACCUCUGCCCCGAUGCCACUCCUGUCAUAAUCGAGCAGCAGCAGCAGCAGCAGCUGGACGACUUGACCUAUGAUGGAAAAUGGGUGGAUUUGGCCACUUCUGAUGGUGGAUGUUACAUCAUUUACACAUCCGGUACAACGGGUAAGCCCAAGGGCGUCGACGUUACACAUAGAAAUGUUGCCAAUCUUGUCUGUAUGUCUCCCGGAAACCUGGGUAUUCGACCAGGUCACCGGGUGGGACAAGUUCUGAACAUAAGUUUUGACAUGGCUGCUUGGGAAAUCUUUGCAUGCCUGUGUAACGGUGGCACCCUUGUCAUCCGGGGUUCCAAGUGGGAACCCGCUAUUGAGCUGCUGGAUACCUUGAUUUGCACACCGACUAUUCUAUCCAAGUACCCUCCUACCAAGUAUCCCAAGAUCAAAGUCGUUGCCACUGCUGGUGAACCUACUUCACAAGACCUAGCUGAUCUGUGGGCCAAGCAUGCAACAUACUGGAACAGCUGCGGCCCCACGGAGACAACCAUUGUCAACACUAUGCAGAAACACAUUGUUGGGGACAGCCUAUCUAUCGGCCGCCCUACCCCCAAUAACAACGUCUACAUCCUCGAUGACAAUGGGAGUCCUGUACCGGUAGGUGAACCCGGUACUAUGUGGGCCGGCGGAUACGGAGUGUCUCGCGGUUACGUUGGCCUUGAGGCCAAGACAAAGGAGUCUUACGUUCCAGAUCCCUUUACCAAUGAUGGAUCUAAAAUGUAUUGUACCGGUGAUUUGGGAAAGUGGCGACCUGAUGGCUCCAUUGAAAUUCUCGGUCGAGUCGACGAUCAGGUCAAAGUCAAGGGUUUCCGUGUUGAAUUGGAUGGCGUUUCUUCAUCCAUGGCCUCAGCGCCAGGUGUCACUCGUGCCUGUGCGCUCUUGAUUGAUGGAGAAAUCCAUGGGUUUGCAGUCCCUUCUACCCAAGAUGGCGAAGCCAUUCUGGAGCACACUCGCAAACUUCAACCAUACUAUGCUGUGCCAUCUAGCAUUCAUCUCCUAGAUGAGUUUCCUACCACGGCAAAUGGCAAGAUUGACAAGAAAUCUCUACGCAUGCUGGCCAUCGGACCGGCCUCUCCCACAAUCUCUGAAUCUUCAACAGUGUUCAGUUCUACCUUUCAUCCAGCUGCUCUGCCGGGAACCAAGAGUGACAAGUCUGGCUCUUUGGUCGGUCUUCGGUCCGUUUCUUCAUCUUCGACUCUAACGGCCGCCUCUGCCAAGGCGCAAGAGGAGCAGACCGAAAAGUCGCUCGAUUUGUUGAGAGAUAUUCCCGAAAAGAAGUGGCCCAAGCCAUGGAGAGGUCUCAAAAAGCGUGUUCUCAUUGUUUAUCGCGUUUUGUUCAGCCUCGUUGGUCUCAUUAACAUUGGUGUUCUCAUCGCCGUCCUGCUUCUCAACCCCAAAGUCGAAUGGCUCGCGACUAUCACUGCGGCUAAUCUGGUCACCGGUGUUCUCAUCCGCCAAGAUGUCGUCAUAAACGUUCUUUACACCAUCUCUUGCUCUGUUCCCAAGUCCUUCCCAUUCUGGAUUCGCCGCCGAUGUGCCAAAAUCUACCAUCUUGGCGGCAUCCACUCUGCUGCUGGUAUAUGCGCAACCGCGUGGCUCCUUGGCUCUACGAUCCAGGCCACAGUUGCCCGCUUUCAGCUCCAUCGACAACCAUCUGGGUACUCUUUAGCCAACCUAGUGGUCUCGUGGCUUCUCUGUGCGCUGUGUUGUCUUAUCCUUGCCUCUGCCUUACCCAUGUUUCGCAAGCCCAGUCACAACAUGUUUGAGAAGAUGCACCGCUUCAUGGGGUGGACCACGCUUGCGCUUUUCUGGGCCAAGACUGUUGUCUCCGUUUACGAUUCUACCCCAGUAGGAGAGGAUGUUGGGAUUGCACUUGUCAAGACGCCGGCGUUUUGGAUGCUCGGCGUUGCCACAUGCAGCGUUGCUUCCUCUUGGAUCUUCCUCCGCAAAGUCAAGGUCAAUGCCGAGCCGCUGUCGGAUCACGCUAUCCGUCUGCACUUUGACUACACCAUCCCUGUCAACGGCAGCUUUACACGCCUAUCCCACCGCCCACUCAUUGAGUGGCACUCCUUUGCGACGAUCCCAGCCCCUCAGGCUAACCUCGAAGAUGGUAUUGCGCCAGGUUACUCUCUCGUGGUAUCCAAUGCUGGCGAUUGGACUAAGGCGUGUAUUCAAAACCCCCCCACAAGCAUCUGGGUCCGUGGCCUUCCGACAUGCGGUGUUAUGCGCAUUGCCACAUUGUUCAAUCGUGUUGUCGUCAUUGCUACAGGAUCUGGCAUCGGUCCCAUGCUGGGCCACAUCGCGCAACCAAGCUGUCCCACUCAGCUUAUCUGGUCAGCUGCUUCGCCUGAAAAGACGUUUGGUAAGAAGAUUAUGGAUACUAUCAAGGGAACUAUUCCCGGCGCCGUCAUCCAUGAUACCCGAACCCAGGGCCGGCCCGAUCUCGUUCGCAUGGGCUACAACCUGGCCAAGGACUUUGGCGCCGAAGCCGUCAUCAUCAUUGCCAAUGAAAAGAUCACUAAAAAGGUGGUAUAUGGACUAGAGACCAGGGGUAUCCCGGCCUAUGGUGCCAUUUGGGACAGUUGA